UUCAAAUUAAUUCACCUUAGUCCAUCACAAUGGCUUCUUUGUACUUCCUAGUGUUACUUUCAACUCUUGGUUUGAGUUCAGCACUAGACAGUUGGCAUGAGCGGGUGGGGUUUCCAGAAGCGGCGAGAAUACUUGAGCAUGAGCAGUCGAUAGUGCCUCUAGCCCAGGAGGUGCAGCGGCCUAUUGUGGGCGGGUUUGUUGCAGCCCUUCACGCGCACCCACACCUGGCCGGGCUGGUGGUGGACAUCCGGGGAAGCCCCUCCCCCUCCGCGUGUGGGGGGACCCUCCUCACCUCCUCGCGCGUCCUCACCGCCGCGCACUGCUGGCACGACGGCCGCUUCCAGGCCUGGCGCUUCACCGUCGUGCUCGGCUCCCCGUACCUAUUCUACGGCGGAACCAGGAUACCCACCUCCAGCGUCUCUGUUCACGAGAACUACGAGCCGGUGACUCUGGCCAACGACAUCGCGAUGGUGUACCUGCCGGUGCACGUGUCAUUCUCCGCGGCGGUGCGGCCGGCGACGCUGCCGAGCGACGCCAUGCUGCACCUGGAUCUAACCGGGCUGUGGGCGACAGCCGUCGGGUACGGGCGCUACUCGGACCUCACCAACCCCACACACAACACGGUGGUGCGUGAGGUGCAGCUGCAGGUGAUCUCUCGUGAGGCGUGCCGGCGCACGUACGGGCGGGUGGUGCUGGACUCCAACGUGUGUACUGCGGGGGCCGGGGGGGUGGGCAUCUGCCGCGGCGACUCGGGCGGGCCGCUGGCGGUGUCGCUGGCGGGGCAGCACGUGCUGCUGGGAGUCAGCUCCUUCGUGGCCACGGCCGGCUGCGAGCUCGGACACCCCUCCGUGUUCGCGAGUGUGCCAGCGUUUUUGCCCUGGAUUAGAGCGCGACUGUGAUUUGUUUUUGUGGAGUGAUGUCAUUUAUAGUGGUUUUUUUUUGUAUGAAAUAAAGGUUUUAUAUUCAA
Messenger RNA from Plutella xylostella (diamondback moth), 967 nucleotides. RefSeq names its product brachyurin. Gene Ontology annotation, biological process: proteolysis. Gene Ontology annotation, molecular function: serine-type endopeptidase activity. The record is from RefSeq and is a predicted model, not a curated record. Lineage: Eukaryota; Metazoa; Arthropoda; Insecta; Lepidoptera; Plutellidae.